AUGGCUGCAGAUGAAGUACUUCUUCUUAACCUCUUUGAUUCACACUGGUUUGGUCAAGAAAUUAUUGCCACCCCAAAAACAAACCCAAUAUCUCAUGAUGACCAAUUAGUCAAAGAAUUAGAAACCACACAGGAAUCUAUUUCAUCAUUAUUGUAUCAUAGAGUAAGGUCACUGAGUGACCACCAUCUCAUGGCCUCCAAAUCAAGCUCCUUCUUCUCCUCCGACAAUUCGCUCUCUCCGAGCUCGGUCCUUGCCGCGCCGAGUCUGCAAACGAUCUUCUCCAGGAAAGAAGUGAAGGAGUUUGGCCGUGAUGAUCAUGAAGAAGAAGAAGAAGAAAGCGUGAAGAAGAAAGAAGAGGACGUAACAAAAGUUGAAGAAGUAACUUUACCUGCGAAGAAGAUGAAGAAAAAAGUCAACGAAUUAAGAUCAAGAAGGACUAGAACAAGCAGUAAGAGCUUGCCUGACCUUGAGUUUGAGGAGCUAAAAGGGUUUAUGGAUCUGGGCUUUGUUUUCACCGAAGAAGAGUGUAAGGAUUCAAGGCUAGUUUCCAUGAUUCCUGGGUUACAAAGGUUUUGCAAAAAGUGUACGGACGGAUCAGAUCAUGAUGAUGAUCAGGAAGAUCAUGAUAAGGAGAAGAAUAAUUAUGAGAUAAAAAGGAAUAGUGAUCAAGUAAUUUCGAGGCCUUAUCUAUCGGAGGCUUGGGAUGUGUUGGAUUUGGAAUAUCAGAGAAAGAAGGAGAUGAAGCAAGUGGUGAAUUUGAAGAUACCAACUUUGGUUAGUGAUAUUGACAUGAAAGAUCAACUCAGGUUCUGGGCUCAUACAGUUGCAUCAACUGUCAGAUAA
Molecule: messenger RNA, 843 nt
Organism: Morus notabilis
Lineage: Eukaryota; Viridiplantae; Streptophyta; Magnoliopsida; Rosales; Moraceae
Exons: 1
Coding region: 1-843 (280 amino acids)
Source: RefSeq, a predicted model, not a curated record